AGGGGGGCGGGGUCCAACGGGCGAAGCCGUUUCCAUGGUGACAAGCCCGGACUGAAUCAUGUCGGAUCUCGGCUCGGAAGAGAUCGAAGAGGAGGCUGAGAAUGAUUUGGGGGUCAGUGUGCGGGGAGGGAGGGGAGGAGGAAGAUGUAGGAAGGGAUACGUGUGCAGGUUAAUCGUUUGGGUCAGAAAAAAGCCCAAACGCACUUACUAGGAAGUAAGCCCCAUUGAGCACAGUGGGACUUGCUUCUGAGUAAACAUGCCCAGGUAAGACCAUUUUCUGAAUGAACUCCCCACCCUCUUGAAUGGAGAACUUGUGAAGUAAAGAAAGAGGGGUUUUUUUUGCAGAGAGUUUCAUGCACGUUUGCAUUAUGGUAGAAACAGUUUGGGAAAGGUAAAACACCUGUUUCCAUGAAGCAAAAAGUGGAACUUUUUAUCAUUAUUAUUACUGGGAGUUUGAUUCAGAAUCUGAUCCGCAAUAUGGAGACACACUCUGGUGCCUCACCCCAUGUUUUCAGAAAUUAUUGUCUUUUAGUCCUUUACUUUGUCCAGCCAUUGCGAAAGCCUCAGCAUCCAAAUUGUGUGGAUGCAAAGGAGCCUUAGGCAAACGCUUGAUUUACAUGAUUUAUUUAAAAUAGAGGAAAUGACAUGGUGAAUUACGGAAUUUGAGAUUUUACAAAGCAUUCUAGAGAGAAAGCUGUUGACUUUUAAGCUCUUGCCUAAGGUGCUUACUUGGCAGAAAUCAAUAUAGAAAUAAUUUAAAAACAAUAAUUGUAUGGUUAGAAGAAAUACUAUGCAUAGAAUGCUGCACCGACAGAAGAGUCUAUACAACAACGUCUUAAAAUUAUUCAUAUUAAAACAAAAGAGAAAACUAUUUUCAGGGUAUCUAUUAAGGACACACGCCAUUUCACCUGCAGUUGAACUUAAUAGGACUUACUUCUGAGUACACAUGCAUAGAUAGGAUUGCGCAGACCGACAAAGAAAGAGAUAUUUGCAGUAUAUAAUAUUUUGUAUUCACCUUGUUUUUUAUGAGGAGAAGCCAUAGCUAAGUGCAUGCAGCAGGUCCUGGAUUUAGGCCCCCAGCACCUCCAGUUUGAAACUAGAGAGCUGCUGCUAUUCAGUUUCCAAAUGAGUGGAUGUGUUUGUCUGUUGUAAUAAAAACAAGAAAGAGUCUUGUGCUAGCUUAAAAACAAACAAAUUUAUUAUAGCAUAAUAUUAGUCAUUGUUGAGGUAAUACUGGAUUAAUGGUCUGACUUUGUAAAAGGCAGCUUGCUUUGUUGGAUGACCAGAUGCAAAAGAGGACAGAGGUCCUUUCUCUUUAAUAAUUGUGCAGAAGGGAAUGCUGCAGGCAUAGUUUACAUGACAAGCUACAGUUAAAACUACUGCAAAACCUGCAUAUACCUGCUGAAAUCCUCUCUUCUCCUACACAACUACUAAGUGUGAAGGAGCUCUUUCCUCUUGCUUUCAGCUACCCUAUUCCUCUCUUUAUACACAAAAGAUAUAAGUAGACUUAAGUCAUGCUGACUCCUGUGUUUUAGCCGAAUGACAACUAUCUGAUCUCAUUCAAGUAGGAAUAUGAAGGAGAACGCAAUGAAGCUGGUGAACGGCAUGGGCAGGGAAAGGCCAGAUUACCCAAUGGUGAUACCUAUGAAGGACAAUAUGCAAAUGGUAGAAGAAGUGGACAGGUAUGACUUAUUUUGAAAAGCAUUUGCCCAUUCUCUAUGCUAAUAUCUUAGCCUAUAACCCAAACACACUUUGCUGUGGGGUGGGGCUAGACUGGGGAGAGAGACUCCCGCCUAUGAAGUCACACCAGUAUCACUCUGAUAUGGUGGAGCUCUCCACUCAAGUCACCAAAUGGGUGGAGUGACACCUCAAAACAGAAUAUUCCAGGCGCAGGAAUUGGACUCAGCCAGUCCAGGGACCUCUAGUUUCUCAAGGUGGCCCUACUACCAACAUUUGACAGGAUCAAGACCAAUUCAGGCCUAACUGCUAUGCCAGCUCCAGACUGUUACAACAGUUUGUUUGCUCCCCUGCCUUUUUGUGAGUGUCAGGGCUGCAGAUGCCCCUGUGAUUCUGUCGUUGCCCAGCUGGAGUUUGGAUUGUCUUGAAACUCAUUUUAUACUUCUUAUGUAGUGGCAUCAUCCACACACAAGAAGGAAAUGUUAGCAUAUUUGCAGAAAUAUUUCUUUAAAAGUAGGGGGAAAAGUUCUAAGUAGAGCAGGGACCCCAAACCAUCCAAUGGGGACUGAGCAUGCUCAGUAGACAUGUAAUGCUGACCGAUGGGGGAACGAGGGCAGUUGCAGUUUCUGCUUGUUUAGUGUAUAUUGGCCAUUUUCAUAAUAUAUAUGCUUUAGUAAAACAACCAGAGCAUGAACAAUAAGUUUCUAUAAUGUAUAUGUUUCAGGGAUUGUACAGAUUCAAGAAUGGUGCACGCUACAUAGGAGAAUAUUUCGAUAAUAAAAAACAUGGCAAAGGAAUCUUUUAUUAUCCAGAUGGAUCCCGAUAUGAUGGUAAAUUGUAUUUUCUCUGUUCGGAUUUAAAUGUGAGGAUUUUGAUGACUAGUGAAGUGUACCCAUUCGUGAUCAGGUCCUGCUUGUGAGCUUCCCAUAUGCAUCUAGCUGGCUAUUGUGAGAAUGCUGGAUUAGAUAGGCCUUUGGCCUGAUCCAGCAGGGCUCUUCCUAUGUACUUAAGAUAACAUGAAAGAUAUAGUGGGUGAAUAGAGAAUUGCCACAGUGGGUCCACUCAAUACGUGAGUUGGCUGGGGCACAAUGGUGGGUGUGAAAGCACAGCGACACAACGUAUGGUCUUGCGUGAGUGCCAAAUGCAGAUUAGCAGAACCAGGAUGUUGCCUCGCUGUGCCAACAAUAACUGCUAUGAUUAGAUGCUGGCUCAAGUGCAAUCGGCAAAGCUGCUAUGUGAAACAAAGAAUGAGUAGAGUGAGUGACUGGGGAUGCUGAAUCAGCUUCUCAGAACCCUAAAAGCUUUCUAUCAUUAUGGAGCGAGUAAACAAUAAGGAGAGUAAACACAAUGUGUGGUGGUUAGGCUCCCCUUUAUAGAAAAGGUAGGAGAUCUACAUUGCGAACAUGGAAAUUGUGGUGAGAAGAGUGAGAACUUACUGUUUUGAUGCAACUUUGCACACAUAAUAUUUGAAAUAAUCUCUCCUAAUGAACAUAUAUGUAGCUUCUUUAUAACACCAGACUAUUGUGUGUCUAGCUAGUAGAAUGUAUAUUGGUCACACUCUUAUGCAGGACAUUUGUAUUUAUGUAAUCAGUUACUCCAGUUAUAUUGCCUUAUCACAGUACAGGAUUAUUUUAGUUCAGUUUGCUUUACAUUUCUCAAUUGUAUUCAGUAAUAUUUGUGUUUUUAAGAAAAUCAUUAUAUAAAUAUUGAACACUUGCCACCAUGAUAACAAAUGUAUUAUUUGUAAUCAAGCCAAAUAUUAAGUACUCUGGUUUAUAAAGAAAUGGAUACAAAAUAGUGCAUAUGUUUCUAUUGUAUUCAUUGCAGGAGAGUGGGUGGAGGACCAAAGACAUGGAAAUGGCAUUUACUACUAUGUAAAUGGAGACACAUACGAUGGAGAGUGGUUCAAUCACUACAGGUUGUUCGACUGAAACUUUAGGUUUCUUUUACAUUUUUGAGUGAAUGAUAAAUUCUGGUGGGAUCUGAAACAAAUGUGUAGUGUAUCCUCACCUCUUAGUAGUCCUGUUGUUCAGGGAUUCUAGCCAGCUUCAAACAGGAGCCUUGUAGUAUUGUCUAGGCUUUUCAGGAAACAAAAGGGUACUUCUGUCCCUGCCUCCACUUCACAUCCCAAGAUCAUCUUCUGCUGUGCUACAUAAUGCUAGAGCACUGAGGUUUGGGGCUGACUGACAGUCCUGAACCUAAGCAUUUUAUUGCUGUAUGUCAGGUGUGCUUUCCGGGGAAUGUGAAAGUGAAAACGUACCCUUUUCCCUCUUCUUUCUCCCACAGUGUCCCCAAACAGUACAGUGAGGAGAGUUUUUUAGUCUUCUGGCAGUCAUCCUUGGCAGUGGGGUUUAAAUUUGGUGCUGAAUCCAAGAAUUGGUUCCAUACAAAAUACUGGAAGAAUUUGGGAUUUUAGUGUAGCUGUGAUUUGGCAGCUUCCUGCUCCAAGUUCCUGUCUUACAGGAGAAUACACAAGUUCUCUCUCCAGACAAUGAGAUUAGUUGCUCUAGUGUUUUCUUCUCUUUCUUUUUAUUCUCUCAAACCUGAAAGCUCCAAAUUUCUUGUUAGGUCAUUUUGGUUACUCUGCCCCCUUUCUUUCAAUUUGUACAUUUCAAUACAGUGGUACCUCAGGUUAAGAACUUAAUUCGUUCUGGAGGUCCAUUCUUAACCUGAAACUGUUCUUAACCUGAGGUACCACUUUAGCUAAUGAGGCCUCCCGCUGCUGCCACACGAUUUCUGUUCUCAUCCUGAAGCAAAGUUCUUAACCUGAGGUACUAUUUCUGUGGAGCCUGUAACCUUAAGCGUCUGUAACCUGAAGCGUCUGUAACCCGAGGUACCACUGUAUUCCAAAUCCAAUGGGGCUUAUUCCCAGGUAACUGGAUAUAGGACUGCAAUUUUAAUUUUUAGCUUGUUGUUUCCCCUAGAAAUCAAUUGAAUAAUCAAUUUAAAUUCGUUAUUUAAAUCACUUUGAUUUGAGGGCAGGUCCACACCUCGGCUUGCUUUGCUGCUUUUCCCUGAGAAAAUUUGCAGUGUCCUGCUGAAUCAUACAAAACAGCAACUGAGUUGUCUGCAGAUUGCUGUUUGUUCCGAUUCAGCAGGUUUUUCAGAGCGGGUUUUCCGGGGGAAAGCUGCAGAGCAAAUGCAAAACCAUUGGGACCUGUGCCUUUAAAGUAUGGGGCAAGCGGAAAAUGGAAGCGGAAGUUUCGAUGAGCACUUAAUCCAGGCAUGUCCAAAGCCUGUUACGGGGGCCUAAUCUGACCCCUGUGGCAGUUUAUUUCCUGGGGUAAAAUCCCCCCAAAACCUCAAUCAACAACAAAUGUACAAUCCUUAAAAAAGGUCAACAACCUUGGUUGGCCCUCACACAUGUUCACUUCAUCAAAUCCGGCCCUCUUUGAAAAAAGUUUGGGCACCCCUGGAAUCAGUACAGCCUGUGACAAUCGGAGGAAGCUAACUUUGGUGUCCAUAAUCAAGAUGUGAGGUUUCCACCUGUUUAAUGUGAAACUGUUCUUUGUCUCUCCAUAGGCAUGGGCAAGGUACAUAUCUGUAUGCAUUAACUGGCUCUAAAUAUGUUGGCACCUGGGCAAAUGGACAACAAGAAGGAGCUGCUGAACUUAUUCACCUAAACCAUAGAUACCAGGGGAAGUUUGUGAAUAAAAAUGUAUGUAUGCUAUUGUAUUGUAUUGAUCUGUUGAGAUUUUUGAUGUUAUCUUUCAUUAUCUUUCAAAAACAUUUAUUUAUUUGAACAUUGAACAUAUUGGACAUUUAUUUAUUUAUUUAUUUAUUAUUGUUUAAUUAACUGAAAAGAUUUAUAUGCUGCUUAAUUGACAAAAACCUCUUAAAGUUUUGUGUAGAAUAAUAUAAAUUAAUCAUUAAAAUACCAAAUGAAAUCAGUUGUUAAAACCAAUGGAAGUAUAAUAUAAAUAUAAACAAAUGGGGUAGGCAGUGUGCGGGCUGAAAUCGGUUUUAACAAUCUCCACUUUUUGAAAUAUGGCAACCCUUUAUUAUAGAGUGAUGCGGCAUUAAGUUACAACAGCAGCAAACUGCGAUGCCAGAACCAUCACUAUGGAAUCGGGUUGUGCGAUGGGGACCCAGGGAUCACCUAGCCUCGCAGGACCCCUGGAGCCUGAUCAAACAACACCUUUCCAUAACAAUGGUUGCGCUCUCACUGGGGUCAGGCUGUCGUGACCCCUGGGGACCCAUCGCACCCCCGUUUCCAUAGCGAAGGUUCUGGACUUGCAGGGGUAUGACUGAGUGAUCCCUGGUACCCCAUCGCACAACCUGUUUCCAGAGCGAUGCUCCCAUUUCCAUAGCAAUAAUUCCGGCCUUGCAGAGGUCAGACUGGGACGAUGACGCACAACCCGUUUCCUGAGCGGUGAUCAUGAGCUCGCAAGGUUCAGGCUGUUUGAACCCUGGGUCUGCAACAUACAACCUAUUUCCAUAGCGACAGUCCCAUUUCCAUAGCAACGGCUCAUGCCUGACAGGCUGACCCUCGGGACUCCAUCAGAAAACGGUGACGGUUCAUGCCUCGCAGGGGUCAGGCUUGGUAACCCCAGGGCCUGGGUGCGCAGCCCGUUUCCCGAGCGAAGGUCAUGAGCUCGCAAAGGUCAGGGUGGGUGACCUGUGCGGCCACAAUGUAAAACCCGUUUCCAUAGGGACAAACCCAUUUCCAUAGCAAUGGCCCUAUUUCCAUAGCGAUGGCCCCUGCCUCACAGAGAUCAGGCUGGUUGAUCCGCGGGACUCCGUCACAAAACCCGUUCCCUGAGUGAUGGUCCCCAGCUCGCAAGGGUCUGGCUGGGAGACCCUUGGGUCCUCAACCUAGAACCCGAUUACAUAGCCACGAACCCGUUUCCAUAGCGAUAGUCCCAUUUCCAUAACGAUGGUCCCUGCCUCAAGGGGUCAGGCUGGGUGAUGCUCGGGACUUCGUCACAGAGCCCGUUCCUCGAGUGAUGGUCCCCAGCUCGCAAGGGUCAGGCUCGGAGACCCUUGGGUCCCCAACCUAUAACCCAUUUCCAUAGAGACGGUACAGUUUCCAUAGCGACGGUUCCUGCCUCGCAGUAGUCAGGCUGAGUAGACUCAGGGGCCCGGUCGUAUAACCUGUUCCCUGAGUGAUUGUCCUGAGCCCGCAAAGGUCUGGCUGGGAGACCCUUGGGUCCUCAACCUAGAACGGGUUUCCAUAGUGACGAACCCGUUUCCAUAGCGAUAGUCCCGUUUCCAUAGCGACGGUCCCUGCCUCACUGGGGUCAGGCUGGGUGACGCUCAGGACUCAAUCACAAAUCCCGUUCCCUGAGUGAUUGAUGGUCCCCAGCUCGCAAGGGUCAGGUUUGGAGACCCUUGUGUCCCCAACCUAAAACCCAUUUCUAUAGCAACGGUCCUGUUUCCAUAGCGACGGUUCCUGCCUCGCAGUAGUCAGGCUGAGUAGACUCAGGGGCCCGGUCGUAUAACCUGUUCCCUGAGUGAUUGUCCUGAGCCCGCAAAGGUCUGGCUGGGAGACCCUUGGGUCCUCAACCUAGAACGGGUUUCCAUAGUGACGAACCCGUUUCCAUAGCGAUAGUCCCGUUUCCAUAGCGAUGGUCCGUGCCUCAAGGGGUCAGGCUGGGUGAUGCUCGGGACUCCGUCACAGAGCCCGUUCCCCGAGUGAUGGUCCCCAGCUCGCAAGGGUCAGGUUCAGAGAUCCUUGGGUCCCGAACCCAGAACCCGUUUCCAUAGCGACGAACCUGUUUCCAUAGCGACUGUCCCAUUUCCAUAGCGAUGGUCCCUGCCUCACAGGGGUCAGGCUGGGUGACGCUCGGGACUCCGUCACAGAGCCCGUUCCCCGAGUGAUGGUCCCCAGCUCGAAAGGGUCAGGUUCAGGGUCCCUUGAGUCCCCAACCUAAAACCCAUUUCCAUAGCAACGAACCUGUUUCCAUAGCGACUGUCCUGUUUCCAUAGCGACAGUCCCUGCCUCACUGGGCUCAGGCUGGGUGACGCUCAGGACUCCAUCACAAAACCCGUUCCUCGAGUGAUGGUCCCCAGCUCGCAAGGGUGAGGCUCGGAGACUCUUAGGUCCCCAACCUAGAACCCGUUUCCAUAGCGACGAACCUGUUUCCAUAGCGACUGUCCCGUUUGCAUAGCAAUGGUCUCUGCAUCACAGGGGCCAGGCUGGGUGACGCUCGGGACCCUGUCACAGAAUCCGUUCCCCAAGAGAUGGUCCCCAGAUCGCAAGAGUCAGGCUUGGAGACCCUUGGGUCCCCGUCCCAUUUCCAUACCGACAGUCCUGUUUCCAUAGCGACGGUCCCUGCCUCACUGGGUGACGCUCGGGACUCCCUCACUGAACCCGUUCCCCAAGUGAUGGUCCCCAGCUCACAUGGGUCAGGUUCAGGGUCCCUUGAGUCCCCAACCUAAAACCCGUUUCCAUAGCGAUGAACCUGUUUCCAUAGCGACUGUCCCGUUUGCAUAGCAAUGGUCUCUGCAUCACAGGGGCCAGGCUGGGUGACGCUCGGGACUCCGUGACAGAGCCUGUUCCCCGAGUGAUGGUCCCCAGCUCGCAAGGGUCAGGUUCAGAGACCCUUGGGUCCCCAACCUAGAACCCGUUUCCAUAGCGAUGAACCUGUUUCCAUACCGACAGUCCUGUUUCCAUAGCGACAGUCCCUGCCUCACUGGGGUCAGGCGGGGUGAUCCUACGGAAUCCCUCACUGAACCCGUUCCCCAAGUGAUGGUCCACAGCUCGCAAGGGUCAGGCUCGGAGACUUGGGUCCCCAACCUAGAACCCGUUUCCAUAGCGAUAGUCCCAUUUCCAUAGCGACGGCCCCUGCCUCUCAGGGGUCAGGCUGGGAGACCCUCGGGACUCCGUCACAAAACCCGUUCCUCGAGUGAUGGUCCCCAGCUCUCAAGGGUUCAGAGACCCUUGGGUCCCCAAACUAAAACCCGUUUCCAUAGCAACGGUCCUGUUUCCAUAGCGAUGGUUCCUGCCUCGCAGCAGUCAGGCUGGGUGGACCCAGGGGCCCAGUCGUAUAACCCAUUCCCUGAGUGAUUGUCCUGAGAUCACAAGGGUCUGGCUGGGAGACCCUUGGGUCCUCAACCUAGAAUCCGUUUCCAUAGCGACAAACCCGUUUCCAUAGCAAUAGUCCCGUUUCCAUAGUGAUGGUCCCCACCUCAAGGGGUCAGGCUGGAUGAUGCUUGGGACUCCGUCACAGAGCCCGUUCCCCGAGUGAUGGUACCCAGCUCUCAAGGGUCAGGUUCGGAGACCCUUGGGUGCCCAACCUAGAACCCGUUUCCAUAGCGACGAACCUGUUUCCAUAGCGACUGUCCCGUUUCCAUUGUGAUGGUCCCUGCCUCACAGGGGUCAGGCUGGGUGACGCUUGGGACUCCGUCACAGAGCCCCCCGAGUGAUGGUCCCCAGCUCGCAAGGGUCAGGUUCAGAGACCCUUGAGUCCCCAACCUAGAACCCAUUUCCAUAGCGACGAACCUGUUUCCAUAGCGACAGUCCCGUUUCCAUAGCGAUGGUCCCUGCCUCAAGGGGUCAGGCUGGGUGAUGCUUGGGACUCCGUCACAGAGCCCGUUCCCCGAGUGAUUGUCCCCAGCUCGCAAGGGUCAGGUUCAGAGACCCUUGGGUCCCCAACCUAGAACCCGUCUCCAUAGCAACAAACCUGUUUCCAUAGCGACUGUCCCGUUUCCAUUGCAAUGGUCCCUUGGGUCCGCAACCUAAAACCCAUUUCCAUAGCAACGGUCCCGUUUCCAUUGCGACUGUCCUGUUUCCAUAGCGACGGUCCCUGCCUCACUGGGGUCAGGCUGGGUAACGCUCAGGACUCCGUCACAAAACCCGUUCCCCGAGUGAUGGUCCCCUGCUCGCAAGGGUCAGGUUCGGAGAACCUUGUGUCCCCAACCUAAAACCCAUUUCCAUAGCAACGGUACUGUUUCCAUAGCGACGGUUCCUGCCUCGCAGCAGUCAGGUUGGGUGGACCCAGGGGCCCGGUCGUAUAACCCAUUCCCUGAGUGAUUGUCCUGAGAUCGCAAGGAUCUGGCUGGGAGACCCUUGGGUCCUCAACCUAGAACCCGUUUCCAUAGCGACGAACCCGUUUCCAUAGCGAUAGUCCCGUUUCCAUAGCGACGGUCCCUGCCUCACUGGGGUCAGGCUGGGUGACGCUCAGGACUCCAUCACAAAACCCGUUCCCCGAGUGAUGGUCCCCAGCUCGCAAGGGUCAGGCUCGGAGACCCUUGUGUCCCCAACCUAAAACCCAUUUCAUAGCAACGGUCCUGUUUCCAUAGCGACGGUUCCUGCCUUGCAGCAGUCAGGCUGGGUGGACUCGGGGGCCCAGUCAUAUAACCCAUUCCCUGAGUGAUUGUUCUGAGGGUCUGGCUGGGAGACCCUUGGGUCCUCAACCUAGAACGGGUUUCCAUAGUGACGAACCCAUUUCCAUAGCGAUAGUCCCGUUUCCAUAGUGAUGGUCCGUGCCUCAAGGGGUCAGGCUGGGUGAUGCUCGGGACUCCGUCACAGAGCCCGUUCCCCGAGUGAUGGUCACCAGCUCACAAGGGUCAGGUUCAGGGUCCCUUGAGUCCCCAACCUAGAACCCACUUCCAUAGCGACGAACCUGUUUCCAUAGCGACUGUCCUGUUUCCAUAGCGACGGUCCCUGCUUCACUGGGCUCAGGCUGGGUGACGCUCAUGACUCCAUCACAAAUCCCGUAGCUCGAGUGAUGGGCCCCAGCUCGCAAGGGUGAGGCUCGGAGACUCUUAGGUCCCCAACCUAGAACCCGUUUCCAUAGCGACGAACCUGUUUCCAUAGCGACUGUCCCGUUUCCAUAGCAAUGGUCCCUGCAUCACAGGGGCCAGGCUGGGUGACGCUCGGGACCCCGUCACAGAACCCGUUCCCCAAGAGAUGGUCCCCAGGUCGCAAGAGUCAGGCUCGGAGACCCUUCGGUCCCCGACCCGUUUCCAUAGCGACAGUCCCAUUUCCAUAGCGAUGGUCCCUGCCUCACAGGGGUCAGGCUGGGUAACGCUCGGGACUCCGUGACAGAGCCCGUUCCCCGAGUGAUGGUCCCCAGCUCACAUGGGUCAGGUUCAGGUUCCCUUGAGUCCCCAACCUAGAAUCCAUUUCCAUAUCGACGAACCUGUUUCCAUAGCGACUGUCUUGUUUCCAUAGCGAUGGUCCCUGCCUCACUGGGCUCAGGCUGGAUGACGCUCGGGACUCCCUCACUGAACCCGUUCCCCAAGUGAUGGUCCCCAGCCCGUAAGGGUCAGGCUCGGAGGCUUGGGUCCCCAACCUAGAACCCGUUUCCAUAGCGAUGGUUCUGUUUCCAUAGCGACGGCCCCUGCCUCACUGGGGUCACGCUGGGUGACGCUCCAUCACAAAACCCUUUCCCCGAGUGAUGGUCCCCAGCUCGCAAGGGUCAGGCUCGGAGACUCUUGGGAUCCCCAACCUAGAACCCAUUUCCAUAGCGACAGUCAUGUUUCCAUAGCGAUGGUCCCAUUUCCAUAGCGAUGGUCGUAUAACCCGUUCCCUGAGUGAUUGUCCUGAGCUCGCAAGCGUCUGGCUUGGCUCCUCAACCUAGAACCCGUUUCCAUAGCGACGAACCCGUUUCCAUAGCGAUAGUCCCAUUUCCAUAGCGAUGGUCCGUGCCUCAAGGGGUCAUGCUGGGUGAUGCUCGGGACUCCGUCACAGAGCCCGUUCCCCGAGUGAUGGUCCCCAGCUCGCAAGGGUCAGGUUCAGAGACCCUUGGGUCCCCAACCUAGAACCCGUUUCCAUAGCGAUGGUACUGUUUCCAUAACGACCCCCCUGCCUCUCAGGGGUCAGGCUGGGUGACCCUUGGGACUCCGUCACAAAACCCAUUUCUCGAAUGAUAGUCCCCAGCUCGCAAGGGUCAGGCUCGGAGACCCUUGGGUCCCCAACCUAAAACCCAUUUCCAUAGCAACGGUUCCGUUUCCAUAGCGACUGUCUUCUUUCCAUAGCGACGGUCCCUGCCUCACUGGGGUCAAGUUGGGUGACGCUCCAUCACAAAACCCUUUCCCCGAGUGAUGGUCCCCAGCUCGCAAGGGUCAGGUUCAGAGACCCUUGGGUCCCCAACCUAGAACCCGUUUCCAUAGCGAUGAACCUGUUUCCAUAGCGACGGUCCCUGCCUCACUGGGCUUAGGCUGGGUGACGCUCAGGACUCCAUCUCAAAACCCGUUCUUCGAGUGAUGGUCCCCAGCUCGCAAGGGUCAGGCUCGGAGACCCUUGGGUCCUCAACCUAUAACCCAUUUCCAUAGUGACGGUCCCGUUUCCAUAGCGACUGUCUUGUUUCCAUAGCGACGGUCCCUGCCUCACUGGGUUCAGGCUGGGUGACCCUCGGGACUCCGUCACAAAACCCGUUCCCCGAGUGAUGGUCCCCAGCUCGCAAGGGUCCGGUUUGGAGACCCUUGUGUCCCCAACCUAAAACCCAUUUCCAUAGCAACGGUCCUGUUUCCAUAGCGCCGGUUCCUGCCUCGCAGUAGUCAGGCUGGGUAGACCCAGGGGCCCGGUUGUCUAACCUGUUCCCCGAGUGAUGGUCCUGAGCUCGCAAGGGCUCGCAAGCGAGAUCCUUGAGUCCUCAACCUAGAACCCGUUUCCAUAGCGACGAACCCGUUUCCAUAGUGAUAGUCCCGUUUCCAUAGCGAUGGUCCGUGCCUCAAGGGGUCAGGCUGGGUGAUGCUCGGGACUCCGUCACAGAGCCCGUUCCCCGAGUGAUGGUCCCCAGCUCGCAAGGGUCAGGUUCAGAGACCCUUGGGUCCCCAACCUAGAACCCGUCUCCAUAGCGACGAACUUGUUUCCAUAGCGACUGUCCCGUUUCCAUUGCAAUGGUCCCUUGGGUCCGCAACCUAAAACCCAAUUCCAUAACAACGGUCCCGUUUCCAUAGCGACUGUCCAUAGCGAUGGUCCCUGCCUCAUGGGUCAGGCUGGGUGACGCUCAGGACUCCAUCACAAAACCUGUUCCCCGAGUAAUGGUCCCCAGCUCGCAAGGGUCGGGCUCGGAGACUCUUGUGUUCCCAACCUAGAACCCGUUUCCAUAGCGAUGAACCUGUUUCCAUAGCGACGGUCCCUGCCUCGCAGCAGUCAGGCUGGGUGGACCCAGGGGCCCGGUCGUAUAACCCGUUCCCUGAGUGAUGGUCCCCAGCUUGCAAGGGUCAGGCUCGGAGACCCUUGGGUCCCGAAUCUAAAACCCAUUUCCAUAGCAACGGUUCCGUUUCCAUAGCGACUGUCCUGUUUCCAUAGCGAUGGUCCCUGCCUCACUCGGGUCACGCUGGGUGACGCUCCAUCACAAAACCCGUUCCCCGAGUGAUGGUCCCCAGCUCGCAAGGGUCAGGCUCGGAGACUCUUGGGUCCCCAACCUAGAAUCCGUUUCCAUAGCGACUGGCCUGUUUCCAUAGCGACGGUCCCUGCCGCACUCCGGUCAGCCUGGAUGACGCUCAGGACUCCAUCACAAAACCCGUUGCCCGAGUGAUGGUCCCCAGCUCUCAAGGGUCAGGUUCAGAGACCCUUGAGUCCCCAACCUAGAACACGUUACCAUAGCGAUGAUCCAGUUUCCAUACCGACAGUCCUGUUUCCGUAGCGACGGUCCCUUCCUCACUGGGGUCAGGCUGGGUGACGCUCGGGACUCCCUCACUGAACCUGUUUCCCAAAUGAUGAUCCCCAGCUCGUAAGAGUCAGGCUCGGAGACUUGGGUACCCAACCUAGAACCCGUUUCCAUAGCGAUGGUACUGUUUCCAUAGUGACGGCCCCUGUCUCUCAGGGGUCAGGCUGGGUGAUCCUUGGGACUCCGUCACAAAACCCGUUUCUCGAGUGAUAGUCCCCAGCUCGCAAGGGUCAGGCUCGGAGACCCUUGGGUCCCGAAUCUAAAACCCAUUUCCAUAGCAACGGUUCCGUUUCCAUAGCGACUGUCCUGUUUCCAUAGCGAUGGUCCCUGCCUCACUCGGGUCACGCUGGGUGACGCUCCAGCACAAAACCCUUUCCCCGAGUGAUGGUCCCCAGCUCGCAAGGGUCAGGCUCGGAGAUUCUUGGGGUCCCCAACCUAGAACCCGUUUCCAUAGCGACAGUCAUGUUUCCAUAGCGAUAGUCCCAUUUCCAUAGCGAUGGUCGUAUAACCCGUUCCCUGAGUGUUUGUCCUGAGCUCGCAAGCGUCUGUCUUGGGUCCUCAACCUAGAACCCGUUACCAUAGCGACGAACCCGUUUCCAUAGCGAUAGUCCCAUUUCCAUAGCGAUGGUCCGUGCCUCAAGGGUUCAGGCUGGGUGAUGCUCGGGACUCCGUCACAGAGCCCGUUCCCCGAGUGAUGGACCCCAGCUUGCAAGGGUCAGGUUCAGAGACCCUUGGGUCCCCAACCUAGAACCCGUUUCCAUAGCGAUGAACCUGUUUCCAUAGCAACUGUCCUGUUUUCAUAGCGACGGUCCCUGCCUCACUGGGCUCAGGCUGGGUGACGCUCAGGACUCCAUCACAAAACCCAUUCCUUGAGUGAUGGUCCCCAGCUCGCAAGGGUCAGGCUCGGAGACUCUUGGGUUCCCAACCUAGAACCCGUUUCCAUAGCAACGGUCCUGUUUCCAUAGGGACGGUUCCUGCCUCCAGCAGUCAGGCUGGGUGGACCCAGGGGCCCGGUCGUAUAACCCGUUCCUUGAGUGAUGGUCCCCAGCUCGCAAGGGUCAGGUUCGGAUACCCUUGGGUCCCCAACCUAAAACGCAUUUCCAUAGCAACGGUCCCGUUUCCAUAGCGACUAUCCUGUUUCCAUAGCGACGGUCCCUGCCUCACUGGGGUCAGGCUGGGUGACGCUCAGGACUCCAUCACAAAACCCAUUCCCCGAGUGAUGGUCCCCAGCUCGCAAGGGUCAGGCUCGGAGACUCUUGGGUCCCCAACCUAGAAUCCGUUUCCAUAGCGACUGGCCUGUUUCCAUAGCGACGGUCCCUGCCGCACUCCGGUCAGCCUGGAUGACGCUCAGGACUCCAUCACAAAACCCGUUGCCCGAGUGAUGGUCCCCAGCUCUCAAGGGUCAGGUUCAGAGACCCUUGAGUCCCCAACCUAGAACACGUUUCCAUAGCGAUGAACCAGUUUCCAUACCGACAGUCCUGUUUCCGUAGCGACGGUCCCUGCCUCACUGGGGUCAGGCUGGGUGACGCUCGGGACUCCCUCACUGAACCCGUUUCCCAAAUGAUGAUCCCCAGGUCGUAAGAGUCAGGCUCGGAGACUUGGGUCCCCGACCCAGAACCCGUUUCCAUAGCGAUGGUACUGUUUCCAUAGCGACGGCCCCUGUCUCUCAGGGGUCAGGCUGGGUGACCCUUGGGACUUUGUCACAAAACGCGGUUCUCGAGUGAUGGUCCCCAGCUCGCAAGGGUCAGGCUCGGAGACCCUUGGGUCCCGAAUCUAAAACCCAUUUCCAUAGCAACGCUUCCGUUUCCAUAGCGACUGUCCUGUUUCCAUAGCGACGGUCCCUGCCUCACUCGGGUCACUCUGGGUGACGCUCCAUCACAAAACCCUUUCCCCGAGUGAUGGUCCCCAGCUCGCAAGGGUCAGGAUCGGAGACUCUUGGGGUCCCCAACCUAGAACCCGUUUCCAUAGCGACAGUCAUGUUUCCAUAGCGAUAGUCCCAUUUCCAUAGCGAUGGUCCGUGCAUGAAGGGGUCAGGCUGGGUGAUGCUCGGGACUCCGUCACAGAGCCGGUUCCCCGAGUGAUGGUCCCCAGCUUGCAAGGGUCAGGUUCAGAGACCCUUGGGUCCCCAACCUAGAACCCGUUUCCAUAGCGAUGAACCUGUUUCCAUAGCAACUGUCCUGUUUCCAUAGCGACGGUCCCUGCCUCACUGGGCUCAGGCUGGGUGACACUCAGGACUCCAUCUCAAAACCCGUUCCCCGAGUGAUGGUCCCCAGCUCGCAAGGGUCAGGCUCGGAGACUGGGGUCCCCAACCUAAAAUCCGUUUCCAUAGCGACUGCCCUGUUUCCAUAGCGACGGUCCCUGCCUCAGUGCGGUCAGCCUGGAUGACGCUCAGGACUCCAUCACAAAACCCGUUCCUCGAGUGAUGGUCCCCAGCUCGCAAGGGUCCAGCUCGGAGACCCUUGGGUCCCCAACCUAGAACCCAUUUCCAUAGCAACAAACCUGUUUACAUAGCGACAGUCCCGUUUCCAUAGCGAUGGUCCCUGCCUCAAGGGGUCAGGCUGGGUGAUGCUUGGGACUCCGUCACAGAGCCCGUUCCCUGAGUGAUGGUCCCCAGCUCGCACUGGUCAGGUUCAGAGACCCUUGGGUCCCCAACCUUGAACCCGUUUCCAUAGCAACGAACCUGUUUCCAUAGUGACUGUCCCGUUUCCAUUGCAAUGGUCCCUUGGGUCCGCAACCUAAAACCCAUUUCCAUAGCAACGGUCCCGUUUCCAUAGCGACUGUCCUGUUUCCAUAGCGAUGGUCCCUGCCUCAAGGGGUCAGGCUGGGUGACGCUCAGGACUCCAUCACAAGACCUGUUCCCUGAGUAAUGGUCCCCAGUUCUCAAGGGUCAGGCUCGGAGACUCUUGGGUUCCCAACCUAGAACCCGUUUCCAUAGCGACUGUCCUGUUUCCAUAGCAACGGUCCGUGCCUCACUGGGGUCAGGCUGGGUGACGCUCAGGACUCCGUCACAAAACCCGUUUCCCGAGUUAUGGUCCCCUGUUCGCAAGGGUCAGGUCCGGAGAACCUUUUGUCCCCAACCUAAAACCCAUUUGCAUAGCAACCGUCCUGUUUCCAUAGCGACGGUUCCUGCCUCGCAGCAGUCAGGCUGGGUGGACCCAGGGGCCCAUUCGUAUAACCCGUUCCCUGAGUGAUGGUCCCCAGUUCGCAAGGGUCAGGCUCGGAGACCCUUGGGUCCCCAACCUAAAACGCAUUUCCAUAGCAACGGUCCCGUUUCCAUAGCGACUAUCCUGUUUCCAUAGCGACGGUCCCUGCCUCACUGGGGUCAGGCUGGGUGACGCUCAGGACUCCAUCACAAAACCCGUUCCCCGAGUGAUGGUCCCCAGCUCGCAAGGGUCAGGCUCGGAGACUCUUGGGUCCCCAACCUAGAAUCCGUUUCCAUAGCGACUGUCCUGUUUCCAUAGCAACGGUCCCUGCCUCACUGGGGUCAGGCUGGGUGACGCUCAGGACUCCAUCACAAAACCCGUUGCCCGAGUGAUGGUCCCCAGCUCUCAAGGGUCAGGUUCAGAGACCCUUGAGUCCCCAACCUAGAACACGUUUCCAUAGCGAUGAACCUGUUUCCAUACCGACAGUCCUGUUUCCCUAGCGACGGUCCCUGCCUCACUGGGGUCAGGCUGGGUGACGCUCGGGACUCCCUCACUGAACCCGUUUCCCAAAUGAUGAUCCCCAGCUCGUAAGAGUCAGGCUCGGAGACUUGGGUCCCCAACCUAGAACCCGUUUCCAUAGCGAUGGUACUGUUUCCAUAGCGACGGCCCCUGCCUCUCAGGGGUCAGGCUGGGUGACCCUAGGGACUCCAUCACAAAACGCGGUUCUCGAGUGAUACUCCCCAGCUCGCAAGGGUCAGGCUCGGAGACCCUUGGGUCCCCAAUCUAAAACCCAUUUCCAUAGCAACGCUUCCGUUUCCAUAGCGACUGUCCUGUUUCCAUAGCGACGGUCCCUGCCUCACUGGGCUCAGGCUGGGUGACGCUCAGGACUCCAUCUCAAAACCCGUUCCUCGAGUGAUGGUCCCCAGCUCGCAAGGGUCAGGCUCGGAGACCCUUGGGUCCCCAACCUAUAACCCAUUUGCAUAGCUACGGACCUGUUUCCAUAGCGAUAGUCCCAUUUCACAGUCAGGCUGGGUGACUCGGGUCCGUCAUAACCCGUUCCCUGAGUGUUUGUCCUGAGCUCGCAAGCGUCUGGCUUUGGUCCUCAACCUAGAACCCGUUAUCAUAGCGACGAACCCGUUUCCAUAGCGAUGGUCUGUGCCUCAAGGGGUCAGGCUGGGUGAUGCUCGGGACUCCGUCACAGAGCCCGUUCCCCGAGUGAUGGUCCCCAGCUUGCAAGGGUCAGGUUCAGAGACCCUUGGGUCCCCAACCUAGAACCCGUUUCCAUAGCGAUGAACCUGUUUCCAUAGCGACUGUCCUGUUUCCAUAGCGACGGUCCCUGCCUCACUCGGGUCACUCUGGGUGACGCUCCAUCACAAAACCCUUUCCCCGAGUGAUGGUCCCCAGCUCGCAAGGGUCAGGCUCGGAGACUUGGGUCCCCAACCUAGAAUCCGUUUCCAUAGCGACUGCCCUGUUUCCAUAGCGACGGUCCCUGCCUCACUGCGGUCAGCCUGGAUGACGCUCAGGACUCCAUCACAAAACCCGUUCCUCGAGUGAUGGUCCCCAGCUCGCAAGGGUCAGGCUCGGAGACCCUUGGGUCCCCAACCUAGAACCCGUUUCCAUAGCGACGAACCUGUUUCCAUAGCGACAGUCCCGUUUCCAUAGCGACGGUCCCUGCCUCACUGGGGUCAGGCUGGGUGACGCUCGGGACUCCGUCACAGAGCCCGUUCCCCGAGUGAUGGUCCCCAGCUCGCAAGGGUCAGGCUCGGAGACCCUUGGGUCCCCAACCUAUAACCCAUUUCCAUAGUGACGGUCCCGUUUCCAUAGCAACUGUCCUGUUUCCAUAGCGAUGGUCCCUGCCUCACUGGGCUCAGGCUGGGUGACGCUCGGGACUCUGUCACAAAACCCAUUCUUUGAGUGAUGGUCCCGAGCUCGCAAGGGUCUAGCUCGGAGACUCUUGGGUCCCCAACCUGCCCUGUUUCCAUAGCGACAGUCCCGUUUCCAUAGCGGUUCCUGCCUUGCAGGGGUCUUGCUGGGUGACCCUCGGGACUCCGUCACAAAACCUGUUCCGCGAGUGAUGGUCCCCAGCUCGCAAGGGUCAGGUUCUGGAGACCCUUGUGUCCCCAACCUAAAACCCAUUUCCAUAGCAACGGUCCUGUUUCCAUAGCGACGGUUCCUGCCUCUCAGCGGUCAGGUUGGGUGUACCCAUGGUCCCGGUCGUAUAUCCCCUUCCCUGAGUGAUGGUCCUGAGCUCGCAAGGGCUCGCAAGCGAGACCCUUGUGUCCUCAACCUAGAACCCGUUUCCAUAGCGACGAACCCGUUUCCAUAGUGAUAGUCCCAUUUCCAUAGCGAUGGUCUGUGCCUCAAGGGGUCAGGUUGGGUGAUGUUCGGGACUCCGUCACAGAGCCCGUUCCCCGAGUGAUGGUCCCCAGCUCGCAAGGGUCAGGUUCAGAGACCCUUGAGUCCCCAACCUAGAACCCAUUUCCAUAGCGACGAACCUGUUUCCAUAGCGACAGUCCCGUUUCCAUAGCGAUGGUCCCUGCCUCAAGGGGUCAGGCUGGGUGAUGCUUGGGACUCCGUCACAGAGCCCGUUCCCCGAGUGAUUGUCCCCAGCUCGCAAGGAUCAGGUUCAGAGACCCUUGGGUCCCCAACCUAGAACCCGUCUCCAUAGCGAUGAACUUGUUUCCAUAGCGACUGUCCCGUUUCCAUUGCAAUGGUCCCUUGGGUCCGCAACCUAAAACCCAUUUCCAUAGCAACGGUCCCGUUUCCAUAGCGACUGUCCUGUUUCCAUAGCGAUGGUCCCUGCCUCAAGGGGUCAGGCUGGGUGACGCUCAGGACUCCAUCCCAAAACCCGUUCCCCGAGUGAUGGUCCCCUGCUCACAAGGGUCAGGUCCGGAGAACCUUGUGUCCCCAACCUAAAACCCAUUUCCAUAGCAACCGUCCUGUUUCCAUAGUGACGGUUCCUGCCUCGCAGCAGUCAGGCUGGGUGGACCCAGGGGCCCGGUCCUAUAACCCGUUCCCUGAGUGAUGGUCCCCAGCUCACAAGGGUCAGGCUCGGAGACCCUUGGGUCCCCAACCUAAAACGCAUUUCCAUAGCAACGGUCCCGUUUCCAUAGCGACUGUCCUGUUUCCAUAGCGACGGUCCCUGCCUCACUGGGGUCAGGCUGGGUGACGCUCAGGACUCCGUCACAAAACCCGUUCCCCGAGUGAUGGUCCCCAGCUCGCAAGGGUCAGGCUCGGAGACCCUUGUGUCCCCAACCUAAAACCCAUUUCCAUAGCAUCAGUCCUGUUUCCAUAGCGACGGUUCCUGCCUCGCAGCAGUCAGGCUGGGUGGACCCAGGGGCCCAGUCGUAUAACCCGUUCCGUGAGUGAUUUUCCUGAGCUCGCAAGAGUCUGGCUGGGAGACCCUUGGGUCCUCAACCUAGAACCCGUUUCCAUAGCGACAAACCCAUUUCCAUAGCGAUAGUCCCGUUUCCAUAGAGAGGGUCCCUGCCUCAAGGGGUCAGGCAGGGUGCUGCUCGGGACUCCGUCACAUAUCCCGUUCCCCGAGUGAUGGUCCCCAGCUCGCAAGGGUCAGGUUUGGAGACCCUUGUGUCCCCAACCUAGAACCCGUUUCCAUAGCGACGAACCUGUUUCCAUAGCGACUGUCCCGUUUCCAUUGCGAUGGUCCCUGCCUCACAGGGGUCAGGCUGGGUGACGCUCGGGACUCCGUCACAGAGCCCGUUCCCCGAGUGAUGGUCCCCAGCUCGAAAGGGUCAGGUUCAGGGUCCCUUGAGUCCCCAACCUAAAACCCAUUUCCAUAGCGACGAACCUGUUUUCAUAGCGACAGUCCCGUUUCCAUAGCUAUGGUCCCUGCCUCAAGGGGUCAGGCUGGGUGACGCUCAGGACUCCGUCACAAAAUCCGUUCCCCGAGUGAUGGUUUCCAGUUCGGAAGUGUCAGGCUCGGAGACUAUUGGGUCCCCAACCUAGAACCCGUUUCCAUAGCGACAGUCAUGUUUCCAUAGCAACGGUUCCUGCCUCGCAGUAGUGCAAGCUGGGUGACCCCAGGGUCCCUAGUCGGAAAACCCAUUCCCUGAGUGAUGUCCUUGAGCUUGCAGAGCUCAGGCUGGGUGACCCUGUGCAAGAGCAACUUAUUACUAUUUUUUCUAGAUAGUUUCUAUUAAAGUGUUUAAACAACAAGAGAAAAGACGCAUACACAAUACAUAUAGCAAAGACCCACACCACAAGCGAAGUCAAAGUUCGCAAUGAUAGAACCAGAAACAUAGCAAUUCCAAACAAUAUCUCUUUUCCAUAUCCGUUUUUAGUUACUGAUUUUCUGGACUUCCUCCUACCUCCUCUUGUGGUAUUCCAGAUCCAAAUUGUUGGUCCAGCAAUUUCUUUUCCACGUUUUUAAUCCCAAUCUUCAGCUUUACUAAGAUAUUAAACUAUAUAACUUCAACUUCUUUAAGCCUGAUCUUUAGUCUCUAGUAUCAUAUAACGUUAAAAUUCUUCCUCUUAAUAUCAAAUUUCCAUUUCUAUAAGCAUCUUUAAUCCUAGUCUUUAAUCUUAGUCUAUCAUUAGCUUUAACCGUGUACAGCUGGAGACCGCUUAGUUUCCAGUCCAACACUCACUCCUAACGAUUCCCUAAUCUUGCAAUGUUUCUGAAGAUAGUCUUGUAAAUUUCUUCGCAAUCUUCCUCCAUCGACUCUGUCUCCCUGGUCACUGGAUUCUACCAGUCAUUGCCGCCAAUUCCAUAUAGUCCAUAAGUUUCAUCUGCCAUUCCUCCAGCGUGGGAAGUUCUUGUGUCUUCCAAUACUUUGCGAUAGAGUAUUCUUGCCUGCUGGUUGCUGCAUACAUAAGUGAAAGUUCUAGGGCCCUGUUGAACACCCGUUUGGCCGACUAUGCCCAGGAGGAAGGCCUCUGGUUUCUCCUGUGCAAGAGCAACUUAAAGCCCGUUUCCAUAGCGACGGCCCCUUGCCUUUCAGGGAUCAGGCUGCGUGACCCUUGGGACUCUGUCACAAAACCCGUUUCCUGAGUGAUGGUCCCCAGCUCGCAAGGGUCUGGAUCGGAGACCCUUGGGUCCCCAAGCUAAAACCCAUUUCCAUAGCAACAAAUCUGUUUCCAUAGCCACUGUCCCCUUUCCCUAGCGACGGUCCCUGCCUCACAGAGAUAAGGCUGGGUCAUCCUUGUGACUCCUUGUGACUCUCAGGGAUCAGGCUGGGUGACCCUUGGGACUCUGUCACAAAACCCGUUUCCUGAGUGAUGGUCCCCAGCUCGCAAGGGUCUGGCUCGGAAACCGUUUCCAUAGCAACAGUCAUGUUUCCAUAGCAAUGGUUCCUACCUCACAGGGGUCCGGCUGCAUGACCCGUUUCCUGAGUGAUGGUCCCCUGCUUGCAAGGGUCAGGUUCAGAGAACCUUGUGUCCCCAACCUAAAACCCAUUUCCAUAGCAUCGGUCCUGUUUCCAUAGCGACGGUUCCUGCCUCGCAGCAGUCAGGCGGGUGGACCCAGGGGCCCAGUCAUAUAACCCGUUCCGUGAGUGAUUUUCCUGAGCUCGCAAGGGUCUGGCUGGGAGAACCUUGGGUCCUCAACCUAGAACCCGUUUCCAUAGCGACAAACCCAUUUCCAUAGUGAUGGUCCCUGCCUCAAGGGGUCAGGGUGGGUGAUGCUCAGGACUCUGUCACAGAGCCCGUUCCCAGAGUGAUGGUCCCCAGCUCGCAAGGGUCAGGUUCAGAGACCCUUGGGUCCCCAAUCUAGUGAUGAACCUGUUUCCAUAGCGACUGUCACAUUUCCAUAGCGACAGUCCCUGCCUCACAGGGGUCAGGCUGGGUGACGCUCGGGACUCCAUCACAGAUCCUGUUCCCCUAGUGAUGGUCCCCAGCUCUCAAGGAUCAGUCUCAGAGACUCUUGAGUCCCCAACCUAGAACCCAUUUCCAUUGCGACGGCCCCUGCCUCUCAGGGGUCAGGCUGGGAGACCCUCGGGACUCCGUCACAAAACCGGUUCCUCGAGUGAUGGUCCCCAGCUCUCAAGGCUUCAGAGACCCUUGGGUCCCCAAACUAAAACCCGUUUCCAUAGCAACGGUCCAGUUUCCAUAGCGACUGUUCCUGCCUCGCAGUGGUGAAGCUGGGUAACCCCAAGGGUUGGAUGACCCGUUUCCUGUGAAAAGUUCUUGAGCUUGCAGAGCUCAGGCUGGGUGACCUGUCGGACAGCAAAUUAAAGCCCGUUUCCAUAGCGACAUCCCGUUUCCAUAGCGACGGCCCUUGCCUCUCAGGGAUCAGGCUGCGUGACCCUUGGGACUCUUGGGUCACAAAACUCGUUUCCUGAGUGAUGGUCCCCAGCUCGCAAGGGUCUGGAUUGGAGACCCUUGGGUCCCCAAGGUAAAACCCAUUUCCAUAGCAACGAAUCUGUUUCCAUAGCGACUGUCCCCUUUCUCUAGCGACGGUCCCUGCCUCACAGAGAUAAGCCUGGGUGAUCCUUGUGACUCCGUCACAAAACCCGUUCCCCAAGUGAUGUUCCCGAGCUCGCAAAGGUCAAGCUUGGAGACCCUUGGGUCCCCAACCUAAAACCUUUUCCCACAGCAAUGGUCCUGUUUCCAUAGCAACGGUUCCUGCCUGGCAGGAGUGAGGCUGGGUAACACCAGGGGCCCGGUCGGACAACCCGUUUCCUGAGCGAAGUUUCUGAGCUCGCAGAGCUUAGGCUGGGUGACCUGUGCGGCAGCAACUUAAAGCCAUAGCGACGAACCCGUUUCCAUAGCGACAGUCCCGUUUCCAUAGCGACGGUCCCUGCCUCACAGGGGUCGGGCUGGGGGACCCUCGGGACUCUGUCACAAAACUCGUUCCGCAAGUGAUGGUCCCCAGCUUGCAAAGGUCAGGCUCGCAUCCGUUUCCAUAGCUACAGUCCCGUUUCCAUAGCAACGGUUCCUGCCUCGUAGGGGUUAGGCUGGGUGACCUUCGGGACUCCGUCACAAAACCCGUCCCCUGAGUUAUGGUUCCGAGUUCGCAAGGGUCAGCCUGGGAGACCCUUGGGUCCCGACCUGUUUCCAUAGCGACUGUCCCGUUUCCAUAGUGAUGGUCCCUCCCAGGGGUCAGGCUGGGUGACCCGUGGCACUCCGUCACACAACCCAUUUCCUGAGUGAUGGUCCAGACCUUGUAGGCAUAUGCUGGGUGACUUUUGGCCCCAAGGUGCACCCCAUUUCCAUAGUGACGGUUCCUGCCUCGCAGGGGUGAAGCUGGGUGACCUCUGGGGUAGGUCUCACAACCCGUUUCCCAAGUGAAGGUCCUGAGCUCGCAGAGUUCAGGCUGUGUGACCUGUGCGGCUCCAACCUGCAUCCUGUUUCCAUAGGGACGGUCCUGUUUCCAUAGUGACAGUUCCUGCCUAGUAGGGAUCAGUCUUGAUCACCAGUUUCCCGAGUGGUGGUCCUGAGCUCACAAGGAUCAGGCUCAGUGACCCUUGGGUCCCCAACCUACAACCAGUUUCCAUAGCGAUGGUCUGGUUUCCAUAGCAAUGGUUCUUACCUCGCAGGGGUCGUGGUGGGAGGAAAAAAUCCUUAAAUAAGAGACAUGGGGGAAUGAUUAAUGGACUUCAAUGUCUGUACACUAAUGUGCAAAGCAUGGGAAAUAAACAAGAUGAGCUUGAGCUCUUGGUACAGCAAACUAAAUAUGACAUAAUAGGCAUCACUGAAACCUGGUGGGAUAAGUCCCACGAUUGGAAUGUAAUAAUGGAGGGAUACAAUCUAUUUCAGAGAAACAGACCAGACAAGAAAGGAGGAGGAGUGGUGUUAUAUGUCAGGGAUGUGUAUACCUGUGAAGAGAUCCAAGAUUUAGAACCUCAAAGCCAAAGUGAGAGCAUUUGGGUCAAAAUUAAGGGAGAGAAGAAUAACAGUGACCUCAUUGUGGGAGUUUACUAUAGAUCCCCAAGACAAACGGAGGACAUCUGUUCCUGGAACAGAUGGCCAAGCAUGCAAAAGGAAGGGAGAUAGUAGUAAUGGGGGACUUCAGUUACCCGGAUAUUUGUUGGAUGUCAAACUCAGCCAAGAGCAUAAGGUCAAACAGAUUCCUCACUGGCCUUGCAGACAACUUCAUUGUCCAGAAAGUGGGAGAAGCAACAAGAGGAACAGCCAUUUUAGAUCUGGUCCUAACCCAUGUUGAUGACCUGGUUAGUGGGGUAGAAGUGGAAGGAUCAUUAGGCGCGAGUGAUCAUGCUCUUCUGAAGUUUACUAUACAGCGGAAAGGAGCAGCCAAGCAUACUAGGACUCAAUUUCUUGACUUUAAGAAAGCCGACUUCAUAAAACUUAGGGAAGUGCUGGGUGAGAUCCCAUGGACAGUAAUACUAAAAGGAAAGGGAGUUCAUGAUGGCUGGGAGUUUGUUAAGAGGGAGAUAGUAAAAGCACAACUUCAGGCAAUACCAAUGAGACGGAAACAUGGAAGGUGCCUAAAGAAGCCAGGGUGGCUACCUAAAGAACUUUUAACUGAGUUAAGAUUAAAAAAGGAUGUGUACAAAAAAUGGAAAGGGGGGGGAACCACCAAAGAGGAAUUCAAACAAAUAGCCAGCACGUGUAGACACAAAGUCAGAAAAGCUAAAGCACAGAAUGAACUCAGGCUUGCUAGAGAGGUUAAAAGCAACAAAAAGGCUUUUAUGGGUAUGUUCGUAGCAAAAGGAAGAACAAAGAAACAGUGGGGUCACUCAGAGGAGAAGAUGGUGAAAUGCAAACAGGGGACACAGAAAGGGCUGAACUCCUCAAUGCCUUCUUUGCCUCCAGUCUUCUCCGAUAAAGAAAACAAUGCCCGACCUGAAGAAUUUGGAGCAAAUGAUUUAGCAGAGGAAACACAGCCCAGAAUAACCAAGGAGAUAGUACAAGAAUACUUGGCUAGUCUAGAUGUAUUCAAGUCUCCAGGGCCAGAUGAACUGCAUCCAAGAGUAUUAAAAGAACUGGCAGAUGUGAUCUCGGAACCACUGGCAGUCAUCUUUGAGAAUUCCUGGAGAACAGGCGAAGUCCCGGCAGACUGGAGGAGGGCAAAUGUUGUCCCUAUUUUCAAAAAGGGGAAAAGAGAGGACCCAAAUAAUUACCGCCCAGUCAGUCUGACAUCAAUACCAGGGAAGAUUCUGGAGCAGAUCAUUAAGCAAACAGUCUGUGAGCACCUAGAAAGGAAUGCUGUGAUCACCAAUAGUCAGCAUGGAUUUCUGAAAAAUAAGUCAUGUCAGACUAACCUGAUCUCCUUUUUUGACAGAAUUACAAGCCUGGUAGAUGAAGGGAACGCAGUGGAUGUAGCCUACCUUGAUUUCAGCAAGGCAUUUGACAAGGUGCCCCAUGAUAUUCUUGUAAAGAAGCUGGUAAAAUGCGGUCUUGACUAUGCUACCUGUCAGGGGUUCAGGGACAGAGGCACAGGGUAGGCAGGAGAUGGAGAGCGAUGGGGAUGAAUCCCAGGACAGCGAGGAAGAGGAUGACAAUGACUCAAGAGAUUCCAUGAGUCUUUCCAGCGAAUCAGAGGAUUCCCAGAGGGGGGCGCCGGUGGUCAAGGCCAGGGAGCCCCAGGGGGACGUGUCAGGAGCAGGGGGCCAGCGGGGAUCCCAAAGUGGCAGCUGGGCGUCAGGACCAGCCUCCCCGCCAGAGUGCAGCGAAGGGGUGGAGGUUCCAGUGUAUCAGGGGAAGCAGCUCCGGCAGCAGAGAAGGGAGGGAGGUCGGAGCAAGCCACCCUCCCGGAAGGAGGGAGUAGUGAAGGGAGUAGUGUAACUGUCAAAAGGAAAGUUAGAGGUUGGGCGCGCGCCAUAGUUCAAAUGUGGAGCGCGCGGAAGUACAGGGAGCCCGGAGGAGGAGCCAGGUCCCAAAGCCUGCAGGAGGGGGCAAGAGCAAUCUGGGGAUUCCGCGUCAGGGGAAUCCAGGAGGGGCGAAACCCCAGCGGGCAGGAAGACCCUGCGGAAAGGAAAGAGAGGAAGAGGUGGAGCAGCGCAAGCCUCUUAAACUGGUGCAGGGGAGGGACUGACUCAGAGGGGACUUCAACGGUCUAAGGGUAACAGACGUGGGGCUGCGCGCCUCGGAUGUGAAGCAAACAAUGAACUCCAAUAAACACUUUUGUAUAUAAGAAGAAAUUGGUGUUGGUCUUUUGUGAGCUGAGACUUGAGGCAGCCCUGACACUACCACUCAGUGGAUUUGUAACUGGCUGACUGACCGAACCCAAAGGGUGCUCAUCAAUGGUUCCUCUUCAUCCUGGAGAAGAGUGACUAGUGGGGUGCCACAGGGUUCUGUCUUAUUCAACAUCUUUAUCAACGACUUGGAUGAUGGACUCAAGGGCAUCCUGAUCAAAUUUGCAGAUGAUACCAAACUGGGAGGGUGGCUAACACCCCAGAGGACAGGAUCACACUUCAAAACGACCUUGACAGAUUAGAGAACUGGGCCAAAACAAACAAGAUGAAUUUUAACAGGGAGAAAUGUAAAGUAUUGCACUUGGGCAAAAAAAUGAGAGGCACAAAUACAAGAUGGGUGACACCUGGCUUGAGAGCAGUACAUGUGAAAAGGAUCUAGGAGUCUUGGUUGACCACAAACUUGACAUGAGCCAACAGUGUGACGCGGCAGCUAAAAAAGCCAGUGCAAUUCUGUGCUGCAUCAAUAGGAGUAUAGCAUCUAGAUCAAGGGAAGUAAUAGUGCCACUGUAUUCUGCUCUGGUCAGACCUCACCUGGAGUACUGUGUCCAGUUCUGGGCACCACAGUUCAAGAAGGACACUGACAAACUGGAACGUGUCCAGAGGAGGGCAACCAAAAUGGUCAAAGGCCUGGAACGAUGCCUUAUGAGGAACGGCUAAGGGAGCUGGGCAUGUUUAGCCUGGAGAAGAGGAGGUUAAGGGGUGAUAUGAUAGCCAUGUUCAAAUAUAUAAAAGGAUGUCACAUAGAGGAGGGAGAAAGGUUGUUUCCUGCUGCUCCAGAGAAGCGGACACGGAGCAAUGGAUCCAAACUACAAGAAAGAAGAUUCCACCUAAACAUUAGGAAGAAGUUCCUGACAGUAAGAGCUGUUCGACAGUGGAAUUUGCUGCCAAGGAGUGUGGUGGAGUCUCCUUCUUUGGAGGUCUUUAAGCAGAGGCUUGACAACCAUAUGUCAGGAGUGCUCUGAUGGUGUUUCCUGCUUGGCAGGGGGUUGGACUCGAUGGCCCUUGUGGUCUCUUCCAACUCUGUGAUUCUAUGAUUCUAUGAUUCUAUGCUUGGGACUCCAUCACAAAACCCCAGUGAUGGUCCUCAGCUCGCAAGUGUCAGGCUGAUUGACCCUUGGGUCCCCAACAUGCAACUUACAACAUACAACUUGUUUACAUAGCAAUGGUCCUGUUUCCAUAGUGACGGUCUCUGCCUCUCAGUGAUCAGUAGCCUCAGUGAUCUGCCUCUCAGUAACCCUUCGCAGGCGUAGGCUGGGUGACCUGUGCAGCCGCAACACACAACCCAUUUCCAUAGCGAUGGUCCCAUUUCCAUAGUAACAGUUCUUGCCUUGCAGGGGUCAGGCUGGUUGACACUUGGGACCUCUUCGCACAACUCGUUUCCCGAGUGAUGGUCCUGAGCUCUCAUGGGUCAGGCUGCGUGACCUGUCCGGCCGCAAUGUAUAACGUGUUUCCGUAGUAACAGUCCUGUUUCCAUAGUACGGUUCCUGCCACGUAGGGGUCAGACUGGGUCACUUGGUAUCCCGUCACACAUCCCGUUUCCCGAGUGGUAGUCCUGAGCUCGAAGGGGUUUGGCUGGGUGACCUGUCGGACCCUAACAUAUAACCCGUUUCCUUAGUGAAAGUAUUGUUUCCAUAGUGAUCAUUCCUCCCUCACAGGGGUCAUGCUGGGUGACUCCUGUGGCACCGUCUCACAACCUGUUUCCCGAGCGGAGGUCGUGAGCUUGCAUGUGUCAGACUGGAUGACCCUUGGGUCCCCAACCUAGCACCCGUUUCCAUAGCAACGGCCCUGUUUCCAUAGUGACAGUUUCUUUUUCAUAGGGGUCAGGCUCGGUGACCCUUGGGACUCCAUCACACAACCCGUUUCCUGAGCGAAGGUCCUGAGCUCGCUGAGGUCAGGCUGGGUCAUGCUUGGGUCCCCAACCUAUAACCCAUUUCCAUAGCGAUGGUGCCAUUUCCAUAGUGACCCCUCCUGCAUCAAAGGGGUCAGAGUGCGUGACCCCUGGGAUCCCGUUGUACAACCCAUUUCCUGAGUGACGGUUCUGGCCUUCCAGGGAUCAGGCUGGGUGACUCCUGGGCCCCAUCACAGAACCGGUUUCCUGAGUGAUUUUUACAGCUUCACAGGGGUCAGUCUAGGUUACCUCUGUUUCCAAUGGGGCCCCAGCCCAACCCCUGUGAGGCCGGAAUCGUCGCUAUGGAAAUGGGUGUUGAAUGGGGCCCCAGGGCUGACCCAGCCUGAUCCCUCCGAGGCAGAUAAGACACCAGGAACUUCUGGAGGUGCUGAAAAGCAGAGGCCCAAUAUCUAGAUGGUAGCCAGAUGUUCAACUAAAACUAUACAUCUGCACAAUCCUUGAAAUUGAAGCAGUACUAUGAUAACUCCCUGCCAUAUUCCCACCAGACGCUGCACCAUCACUCAAUAAUUAGGCUGGAAGGUAUAUUUUUUAAAUCCCCCAAACCCAUACAUAAUAGUCUUGAUAUCCAGGAUCUCCAGUGUUCACCCAGAAGCAAAGCCUCAGGUAAGCAAGUUUGUUUCAUUUACUUUUGUCUGGAGGUGAUUCCAUCUGUCCACAUGCAGCUCCUGAAGAGGCUUGGAUUGCUCUGAGAAUGUGUGCUUUUAUUUUGGUAAAUGGUAUAUACAUUUUUGAACAGCUACAGCAAGAACAACUAAGUGCCUAUGGAACCUUAUGGUCCAUCACACUGAUAAUGGCAUAAGCAUUAAGGAAUGGAGUUAUAUACAUGAGUCUGGUAAAAAAACACAGGUUCAGAUGGAAAUGAAAUGCAAAUAAUGUUGUUUGUGAUAAUUAUGCUAAAUAAGAACAGCCACUUUUAGAUCAAUAGUCUUGGGAGGCUGUGAUGUUCUGUCACUGGUUUCUGAAUAUUGGGUAUUUGGUUUCUGAUGUUAAAUCUCUGUCCCUUUUUUACAUGAAGAGUGAUCUGUUUUUCUUAUGUUAGACGGCAGAAAGACAUCACUGAUAGAUGCCAUUGUGGCGUUUGCCUCCUAGGAUGGGUCAAGGAAAGGGUUAAAAGGGGUGUGAUGUGAUUGGCCAGUGAGAAUGCAAGGGGGGAGCAAAAGAUAGAGUGGGAGGUUUUGAAAGUCAGUUGAGGUUUGGGAGUUGGGAGUUGAGGCUUGGGUGUUGGAGAAGGAAAAGGGAGGCUUAGGUGUGGGUUGGCAGAGUUGUAUUGUGAGAGGGUGAGAGGAAUUGUUAGGUUGAGUCAGAUAGAUAGUUGGGAAUAAUUCAGUUUGGAGUUGUUAGGAACUAAGAUUAGGAAACUGACAAGAGAAAAAUAAACCGAAACCAUACGCUUGUUCCUGCAUUUAAAAAUAAACUUGAUUAUUUGUUUAUGUUAACAACUGUCUGGACUCCGUGUGUCCCCGUGAGAAGCGGGGUGGUGGCAGCGAAGAAAGCAGUCGCAGUGGUGGCACAGGGUCAAUAGACCGUGAAACGUCCGGGGGCCCUGUGUGAUCGCCACAGCCAUGUAUGCUAAAGAAUACAGUUUAGGAUUUGAUAUUGUCAAAAUAAUACUAAUUUUUGUUUGUUUUUUCCUACAGCCAUUGGGUGCUGGGAAGUAUAUAUUUGAUAUUGGAUGUGAACAACAUGGCGAAUACAUCCACGAGGUAAACACUACAAAUGGUAACAACUGGAGAACCCAUUCAUUAUAUAUCUUAGAACUAAUGAGUGACUGAACAAUAGCCUGAUUGAGAAAUAGGACCUUUGCUGUACAUCUAAGUGCAAGAGUAACAAUUCUACUUGCUUGCAAUGCUUAAUUCAUAUAGACUUGCAUUCACCAGGUGAGAAGGAUAGAUACUCUAUUCUUUCAGCCAGUUGCUGUUAGCAAUCCCAGGGGUGCUUCCAAUUGGUGUUUGUUGAGCAUUCGUUCAGAUUUGUUCACAUCUAUUUUCUUACCAUACUUUCUGCAGUAAGAUAAACAGCCACUAGAUGGUGGUAGCAUAUAACGGCUGCACAAAUUAGGAUGCACAAAGAAAUCAGAAUAAACGCCCAUGGAUUCCACACAGUACCUGCUUGCUAUCCUCCCAACUCCUUUUGCUAUGUUCACAUAAACACUGGGGUUAUCAUAAGAAAUAUCUAAUGAUAGUAAGACUUUGGCACCUGUACUUUCCAGCAUGACUGGACUUUCGUUCCGUGAGUGUUGUGAAUGCUUAGCCUCCAGGAUGAGAACCAGAUUCUUGAUAUGUGUAUUCCUGUUAUUGGCACCUGACAUGAAUGACUCUCAUAAGCUUGCUGUUUAGCUUUCAAUGAAUAGAGUAUUAUUCUUUUGAAAAAAAUGAUUAAAUACUGCCUUUAAAAUCUGUAACUCAAAUCUGAAUAUUAAUAUAUUUUAUUAAGUAGUGAACUGUGAAUUACUAGUAUUCAAAUCUGCAAAAGUUGUUGAAUUCAAGAUCUGAUAUUAAUGUUCUUGCCCCUUAUUUCUAUCCUGCAAAAUAGGCAAUGGCCUUCUGUACAGGGCUAUGGGGAGGAAUCGGCCUUUGGCAAAGCAUAUUACAAACUAUGGCUCCAGUUUUCCAAAACUGAAACAUUCAUUUUAAAAAUGUAUUCUACGCUUUGUGAAUCUUGUGCUGCAAGCCUCACUUAUUCAAUGAAUGCGCGUUUCAUUAUUUUCAACAAAUUUGUGUUUUGUUUCUUCUUCUGCAAAUGGAAGUUUUUGACUUUGUAUAGUGGAAUUCAUAGUUCACUUUGAUUCCCUUUCCACAACUUGCCUAGCUCAUGCAAACCAAAAGCAGGAGAAGAGGCAGCAAAGAACUGCCUUCUGUGCAGAACUAUGAGAAGCAACCAAUCAUUGAAGCCUUUAUCUUCAAGCAGCCUAGUACAACAGAGGUGCCCUCUGGCUUUGAAAUGGAGUGUUACUGCAUGGUUUGCUUGCAUGUGACAUAAGUUAGAAAGGCAUUUGAGGGUAUGGGGGGCAGAAAUUAAUCCUUUAGAGCAUUGGUUGAUAUUAUAUACCUAUAAUUUGCAUUUUAAUAUAUAUAUUUUAAUACAACUACUUAUUCUUGCAAUCUCUUGCAGACUUUUAUUAUUAAUGGCACUAUUCCGUUUGUGUACCCUGCAAUAUUGGGGGAAAUAAUUCUUUGUGCCCUAGAGUUUCCAGAUAGCAACAUGGAUAUAUUGUUAGGUUAUAGUGAACGUCUGGAGCAGUGCAGUAGCAUGGGGAGGAUGGUGGCAAGGAAGACUGAUUGGGUGGGCUCACUGCUGGGAUGGCCAGUAGCAUGCAUACCUAAAUAUUACUGGUCCUUUGGGAAGAAUGUUUGAGAGGCUGUGCAAUAAAGAGACGUUAAAAGGAUUCUUAUCUGCACUUCUCAUAUAGCACUUACAAAUGUACUGCUAUGUCUUAUUAUUAACGUUCGUUUUAUUUCUAUACCUCCUUAUAGUUUCAAGAAAAAAAAAUCAAAGCUGUUUACAACCUACAUCAAAACAUCAAAUAAAACAUAACUGAAGAAAGUUUAAUAUAAAGUAUACAUUCAAAGGAACAUAAUUAACAUGACUAAAAUAUUAUCUUAAAGAUUUCAAACUAAAACAUUGCAAAGGAGGUAAAUACAGAAUGCACAUUUAACACAGUAAAGUUAGCAAACAAAAAUUGUCUUAAACAUUUCAAAAGAAAGCAUUACUAAAUGAAAUCAAAUAUAAAAUGCACAUCUGAAACAGUAUAAUUAACAAGAGAAUAAAACAUUAUCAUAAGCAUAGAACAUAUCUGCUGCUGCUGCUCUUAGGCUCAAUGACUAAGAGACAGCUAAGAUAGUCUUACAAAUCAUACAAAUGAAGAUGUUGAUAAAUCUUAAGGGCUGCCUUGGAUGUAAUGGCAAGUCAUAGCUUCCUUCUAUAUGCACCUGCAUAAGCCUCAAACUUCUCCCUGCCACAAGGAUGUGCUCAAAAGCUGUCACUUCAAAACUAAUCACAAUUUGCUAUUACAUCCAAUAGUAGCGGAUGGUGUGGCAGAGCUGCCUUCAAGCACCAGAGUUGCAGCAAAUUACCUGGCUGGUGGAGGGGGUGGCGGCAAGGUUGGGGCUAUGCAGACACACCGAUGGAAGUGCUGGAUUGGCUCCACCAGUGUGUCCAUGCAGCCCUGCCACACCCCAGCACUGUCCAGGUAAGCUGCAGCUACACCAGUGUUGUAAGGGCAGCUCUUCUCCACUGCACCAGCUUCUACUGACAUCCAAACUUGGUUCUGUUAGAAACCAUAGUUUCAGGUGUAUUUGGGAACAAUACCACUCAGUCUUUACCUCGAUAAGACAAGUUUGUACCAUCAUACAUAGGAAAAUAGCUGACAUGUAACAAGUAAACCUAUGCUGGUCAACCCGGCCAGAUGGGUGGGGUAUAAAUACAGUCGUAUCUUGGAUCCCGAACGCCUUGCGACUCGAACAUUCUGGCUCCUGAAUGCCGCAAACCCAGAAGUGGGUGUUCCGGUUUGUGAAUGUUCUUUGGAAGCCGAAUAUCAGGGGCGGCUUCCGCUUGAGUGCAGGAAGCUCCUGCAGCCAAUCAGAAGCCGCACCUUGGUUGUCGAACGUUUUUGGAAGUCGAGCGGACUUCCGGAACGGAUUCCAUUCGAGAACCAAGGUAUGACUGUAAUAAAAUUAUUAGUAGUACUAGUAGUAGUACUGUGGGCAUCAGACAAGUGUCUCUGGGGAGUGUAUCCUGCAACCAGGGUGCCUGUGCCACAAAGCUCUGAUUUCUAGUCAUUGCAGCAAGAUGGCAGCAAUUAGAGAAGGGCCUCUCAGAACAGCUGUUUAAAAGCUGGCAUGUGUUGUAGCGAAUGUCUAUAACAGAGGCUGGAUCAGGAUUCCUUCUGGAUCACUUUGAUGGGGCAUUGGAGCAACCAAAGCUGUUAACAAAGACUGUGGUGUUGAUGUGGGCCUGUGUAUUGUUGCAGGUUGAAAGAAGGGUGUGUGUGUGUGUGUGUGUGUGUGUGUGUGUGUGUGUUUAUAAUGAAACAGAAAUAUGUUAUGAGUUAUAGGACUGGUCAUUUCCUUUUUCAUUCAAAUCUGUAUCCUGGAUAUUCAUCUGAUCUUCAGGAAAAACCAGAGGAAGAAGAGGAAGAAGAAGUUAUGGCUCCAUCUAUUCCAAAAUGGAAAGCAUCAAAAAUUACUGCCCUAACACUCUGGGCACCUGAAGAACCACCUCCCCCUCCUCCAGCAGUAGAGGUUGCAAUAGUUGAAGAACCAACACCUCCAGGUUUGUAUUUUGCUGCAGGAUCAACCCUUUAUUCACUGAAGUGGUCCAUCUACUACAUUCAUUUCAAUGGGUCUCACAUUUUGCAACAUUAGUGAGAUGUAAUGUUUUAUGAUACUGCACUAUGCAGGAAUUUCUAAAUAAAAUUAGGUCCAGGAGCAUGGAGGAUAUAUCCCACCACUCAGUUUGGAAUGUGCUGCGUGAUAAUACCUGUGCAUGGAGAAAUUCAGAGAUUGUUUGACCCGCAUAGGUGAUUGGAACUUUCUUAGAUAUAGGGGACGUCAAUGCGAUCUCCUGUGUGGCAUGGCAACAGAGGUUUACAAAACAUGCACACAGAUUGAGGGUAUAUUCAAAUAUGGGGGGGGGGGAUCAAUAAUAAAGCCCCGUUAACUCUAUAGCCAAGGCAGAAUGAUGUUUUCGCUCAAGAGCCAUAUUCUCUUAUGGCUAUAUGCUGGUGAUGGGUGGACCCAAAGGAAAGUGGGGUUCCUCACACGCUCUCUUUCAUGCACACACAUGCCCACACACAUCUGUUAGCAUACAUUCAUGUACAUACACAAAAUUCAUAUAUGUCACACACAUACAUAUUCAUGCAUAUACACAUUCACUUGCUGGUAAAUAAACUUUUUAAAAAAGCCUCCCAUUGUGACAAUGACUGGCUUUCUCAAGCUUUAUUGCCAUGCAGGAAGCAGGUAUUUGAGGAAGGGGGACGGUUGCCACAUGAGGAGAGGGUUCCUUGCUGUGACUCCCCCACCCCCUUAAAAUCUCCCUCCCUCUCCCCCAUAGUGCGACUAUGGCACUUGGGGGGAAAAAACUAUCCCAUGGGAAGGUUGGUUAAAUUCCAAAGGCCUGGGUAAACAGAAGGGUUUUUAUCUUGUCCCAAAAUGAGGCUGAUGUGGAGAAAAACCAAAAAUAAUUUAGAAAAGCUUGAUAUGGGAAGGAAGCUGAUGAUGACUAUCGUAGGACCAGAAUGUUGCCUCAAUAACUUGUAACCUAAAUGAAGCUAAUAAGCAGGGCAGCAAUGCUUUUGUUCUUCUAACAUUUUAUUUUUUCUUUCUGUUUUCCACGUCAGCUGAUGACACUGCAACUGAAGUUCCUUCUGAAACUACUGAGCAACCUGCAGAGGCAACAGAGCCCACUGAAGAGACAUCUCCUCCUAAAGAGGCUGAGGAAGAAGAUGAGACAGCUAAAGAAGAGCAAGGUGAGGGCUAGUGCAGGGGUCAGCAAACUUUUUCAGCAGGGUCCACUCUCCAUUUUUUCACCACUGUCCCGCAGACCUGGGGGGGAGGGCUGGACUUUAUUUUGAGGGGGGGGGGAGAACAAAUAACUAUGCCCCACAAAUAACCCAGAGAUGCAUUUUAAAUAAAUCACACAUUCUACUCAUGUAAAAACAUGCUGAUUCCCAGACCGUCCACGGGCUGGAUUUAGAAGGCGAUCCUGCCCCCAGGCCUUAGUUUGCCUACCCAUGGGAUAGACAGAAGGUGCAGUGAGUGAUUAAGCUGCUCCCUUGCUUAGACGGGAUAUUGGCAUCCUAUUUUUUCCUUGUACCUAGAGGUGUACUGCCCUUGUACAUAGAGAUUCCAUUUUGUUAUCAUGGACAAUAAAGUUGACAAAAAAUGUUCUUUGUGGAAACAGACACAUGGAUAACAACGUAAAGACAUAGCUACAUCUAACCCAGCAAGGCUUUGCAAGGGUUACCUGCUUGCAAAGUCACACAAUCUAGUCCACAGUGCUCCACUGCAGUACAGUGCUGCAAAAAAAUAAAAAAGAAGCUAUAAAGCCCAGCUGGCUCCCUCUGUCCAAGGCUACAGGAAGGUGGUAGAGGGAGGCUCCCAUCCUUUUCUGUCCCAUUGGCAUCAAUGGGAGGAAAAGUCACUACAUCAGCUCCUGUUCAACCACAAAGCUGCACUUAGGACGGGGCAUAAGACGCCUUGGCCAGCUUUAUGAUUCUGGUCUGGUGGUUUUUUAAUUCUGUGUUUCUAUAGUGUGAGUUACAAGCCUGAUAUUUCAGAAAUAAAUAAUCAUCCCUGUUGUACUUCUUUCCCUCCAUUUCUUUUUUUGCCACAGCUGCAGUCAUAGCAGAAGAAAAAGAGGAGGAACUUGAGGCCCAGGACUAAAGGAAAGAAGUGACAAAUGUUGCAUACAAAGAAAUGAAGCUCAAUCCAGUCAAGGUUAAGUCCUGCUGGUUUUAAUUGAGGUAUACUCACAUGCUUAACUCUCCCAUUGAAACCAGUGGGACUUAAAAGUAGUUGAUUUUGAUGGGAUUGUGCCCAUACUCCUUUGGCAGUGCACUUAUUAUCUGAACUGCUUCUUUCAUAUUUCAAGGGGCAGCAAUAGUCUCACUGCUGUGGCAAGGGGCAAAAGUCUGCCCUUCCUUCAGCACUCACUUGUGCUCCUCCUCUUCUAUCCUGUCUCCCUGCCAUCAAAUAGGUGGUGGUGGUGCAGAAAUGUUCUUUUUAAAUUGAAAUGUCUUUGAAUAAAAUAUAAGUUUGGUUGUUCUUGAAUCUAUGGUUUCUGGGGUGUGGUUUUUUAAAAUUAUUAUUAAAUACAGAAUAUAGCCGAACCAAGUUAGACUGUGGGCAUUUUGCUUUUGCUUUUCUGUAAUGGAAAAGAAAACCUGCAUUGACUAGAUUGUACUUUUGACUUAAAACUGUUCUCUUCCACGUUUGAUCCUAUGUUAGCAACAGUGAUGUUUUCAUACACAUAGGUGGUGUAAAUGUUAAGCUACAAUUUAGCGCUAUACAAAUGAUGCUGAGUGACCCUGGCACUCAGACACCUCCUUCUCCCUGGUGCAUUUCUUCCUCCCUGUGGAGGAAAUAAGAAGCUUUAAGGCUGCAGUGAGGAAGAAGUGCAGGUGGCUAGAUUGGGGGGACCAAGGGAGCAGAAGACAUCUGUGGCGUUCGUACGGAGCCCCCGGUCGUCUCACGGACUAUUGACCUGUACACCACUAAUCUGCUGUCACCAACCAGGUCCUCCCUGGUAAAACACUUAGUCUCAGUCAGUUUCUUAAGUUAACAAAGAAGAGUGUAGUUUAUUGCAAAUACAAAUAAACUUUAACCGCAUUCAAAACGUUGUUACUCUUUACCUUCUUAGUCUUAUUUUAUCCUGUCUCUAACUCUUCUACCUCCCCUCACACCAGAACCAACUGCACUGUCUCUCUGUUUCCAGCUGUCUGCCAACUGCUUUCCCAACUGCCUUUCCCAACCAACCAACCCCACUAACUCACACCCAAACAUUGGGCUAAGCCCCUUUUAUAAACAGGUAGGCUCCGCCUCUGGCUUUUCUAUUGGUCUACCUAUUAACUCUUUCUCUCCUCCUGUACAGACAUUUUCAAACGAACUGGCAAAUGCCACAACAUAUCAUCUGGUCCCUCCUCAAACCUGGCAGCACCUUGGCCAUGCCCAGACACUUGGAUGCCAACCACUAAAUCAAUAAAGCUUCGAUCCCCCCUUUUCCUCCACUAAAAACACAUACAGUUUUCCUUUGGAACUGCCCUGUUAGCUGUAAUAGGGUACUCAGAAAUAAAUGACGACUGACUCAUGUACUACAUUUUUAUCAGGGAAAAAAAUAAAAAUUACAAAAAAUACACAUGAUAAAUACAAAUAUAUAUUUUAAAAACAUGUUGAUACAAAACAUGCUACGCUGAGCUGCCAAUAGAUUUCUGCAGAUUGGCUGCAGUGAGCCAGGUGUAUUCCAAAUGAGGUUUUCAAACAGUUAUGUCAAGUGCCUUCAUUUUUGUUUUGGUCCACUAGAUGUCAUCCUAGAUUUGCUAUACAAGCACUCUCAAAUUGCAGAUUUAAGAACAAAUAUUCAAACUUCUGUCAACACCUGGUGUCAUCAUUCCAAAGUCAACAAAGUUACCCACAAGCUUUUAUGGUGCCUCAGGACUAUAGAUCAGACUGCUUGUCCUCAGCAUUUUAAUCUACUUUCAUGCAAUGGCUCAUGGCUCCAAAUCCCGAUUUCAUUCAGGCCAAGUGUGGCAGCCACUUCCGGCAGCUGAGUUUGAAUGUAGUGAAAGGGCAGGCAAUUGUUAGUUAUUUAAUUCAUUAUUGUAUCUUUAUACUCCCAGGGAGAGACACUUGUGGGAUUUUCUGCCUUGGGUGUGUGCCAUUUUCUGUUCUAUCUCUGGCAGCCAAAUGAGGCCAUAGCCAGCCCUGAGGCCAUAGUCUGCGUCUCAGAAAUGAUGUAUAAAGCACAUGUGAGAUACUCGCUUGUAGGGUUUUCCAGAAGAACAUGAUUAUAAAACCCCCAAAGAAGAUGCAUGCUUUGUUGAGAGAAAGCGCAGGGCCCUUACAGAGGAGGCACUGUGCAGAUAUUUUGGCAGUUCUCUCUGAUUGACCAGGGUUGAAAAAACCAGCAGCAGAGCAGAAACCUCUUUACUGAUAUUCUAAGGCACUUCCAGACAGUCACAAUUUUGUGAGUGGGAUUCAAGAGCAUAUCAGCAAACUCAUGUUAUGCAACAAAAGUAAACUUGGAACUCUUGAGCAGCAAACCUGCUUUAAAAAAUUGGACUUUUUGCAGAAAGGAAAUUAAUAGGGGAAUGGACUGAAAAGUGUGGGAUUGUUUGAUGCAGCAUUG
Molecule: messenger RNA, 38251 nt
Organism: Podarcis lilfordi (Lilford's wall lizard)
Lineage: Eukaryota; Metazoa; Chordata; Lepidosauria; Squamata; Lacertidae
Source: the annotation of a GenBank genome assembly